UAACUGUUGGUGACUGUCAUUGUUGGUGGAGUGUGUGCUGCGUGCGUUGCUGUGCCAAGCGCUGUGUAUGGAUGGAGCGGUCACUGCUGGUGCUCCCUCUGUAUGCCCUUCGAUGCUCACACACACACACCUGCCUACUGAAUCUGUUUUCUCUGUCUGCACAGCUAUGCUCCACCUGCAAGUGGAUAGGCUACAAGUUCUGAGAGUUAAUGGUCCCAGGAGCUGCUCUCAACCACUGAUGGCCAAGUGUGGCAGUCAGGUCUCCCAGCUUCCUUUGCCUCCCACCGUGGGGCUACUCUAAGGCAGGUUUUCUCCUAGGGCUUCCCAUCAAGAACCGAGCUCCAGUCCCACAUGAACACACUUUGCAUUGGUCUUCUGCUCUUUCUAGAACUUUCUGGAACUUUCUAUCAAGUAAACUGUUUCCAUUCUCAUCUUCAUCUCAGGCUUUCCUUCUAAGACAGUGGACUAGUUCACUCCAUUUUCCAGCAUCCUAGGAGGUGGAUGGGAAGAGCUUCCCCUUUUUGCAGUUGAGUGAAAGGAGGUCCAGGAAGGAAGGCCGCUGCUUGUAUGUCAUCCUGCUCAUGGCCGUGUACUGGUGCACGGAGGCCCUGCCUCUGUCGGUGACAGCAUUGCUACCCAUCGUCCUGUUUCCCUUCAUGGGCAUCCUGCCCUCCCACAAGGUCUGCCCUCAGUACUUCCUCGACACCAACUUCCUCUUCCUCAGCGGACUGAUUAUGGCCACCGCCAUUGAGGAGUGGAACCUGCACCGCAGAAUCGCUCUCAAGAUCCUGAUGUUAGUUGGGGUUCACCCAGCCAGGCUUAUCCUAGGGAUGAUGGUGACCACCUCGUUCCUGUCUAUGUGGCUGAGCAACACGGCCUCCACCGCCAUGAUGCUGCCCAUCGCCAACGCUAUCCUCAAGAGUCUCUUUGGCAACAGGGAGGCACCAAAGGACCCCGGCCAGGAGAGUGGGGAGAACACAGUGGCGGUGCGGAGAAACGGCCUGCACACCGUGCCCACGGAAAUGCAAUUUCUUGCCAGCACCGAAGAUAAAGAUCGGCCGGAAGAGACGGAGGCCCCAUUGGAGCUGCCCACUGACACCAAGAGGGAGGAGGAGUACCGCAGAAACAUCUGGAAAGGUUUUCUCAUCUCCAUCCCCUACUCAGCCAGCAUCGGCGGCACCACCACCCUCACCGGCACUGCCCCCAACCUCAUCCUGCUUGGCCAGCUCAAGAGUUUCUUUCCGCAGUGCGACGUGGUGAACUUUGGCUCCUGGUUCAUCUUCGCCUUCCCUCUCAUGCUGCUCUUCCUGCUGCUCGGCUGGCUCUGGAUCUCCUUCCUGUACGGGGGACUGAGCUUCAGGAGCUGCAGGAAGAAGAAAUCCGACAUAAGGGCUGAUGCCGAGGAUAAAGCUCGAGCUGUGAUUCGGGAAGAAUUCCAGAACCUGGGACCCAUCAAGUUUGCUGAGCAGGCUGUCUUCACGCUGUUCUGCAUGUUCGCCAUUCUCCUCUUCUCCCGGGACCCGAAGUUCAUCCCCGGCUGGGCCAGCUUCUUCACGCCCGGGUUUCUUUCGGACGCUGUCACUGGUGUGGCCAUUGUCACCGUCUUGUUCUUCUUCCCGUCCCAAAAGCCCUCCCUCAAGUGGUGGUUCGACUUCAAAGCUCCCAACACGGAGAUGGAGCCACUGCUGACCUGGAAGAAGGCACAGGAGACCGUGCCCUGGAACAUCAUCCUGCUGUUGGGUGGCGGCUUCGCCAUGGCCAAAGGCUGCGAGGAGUCGGGGCUGUCGGUGUGGAUCGGGGGGCAGCUACACCCCCUGGAGAACGUGCCCCCCGUCCUCGCUGUGCUGCUCGUCACCGUGGUCAUCGCCUUCUUCACCGAGUUCGCCAGUAACACGGCCACCAUCAUCAUCUUCCUGCCGGUCCUGGCAGAGCUGGCCAUCCGCCUGCAGGUGCACCCACUCUACCUGAUGAUCCCGGGCACGGUGGGCUGCUCGUACGCCUUCAUGCUCCCGGUCUCCACGCCCCCCAACUCCAUCGCCUUCUCCUCAGGACACCUGUUGGUCAAGGACAUGGUGCGCACCGGAUUCCUGAUGAACAUCAUGGGUGUCCUGCUGCUCAGUCUGGCCAUGAACACCUGGGCACAGACCAUCUUCCAGCUGGGCACCUUCCCAGACUGGGCCAACACCCAUUUGGCCAAUGUCACGGUACUGCCCACCACUUUGGCCAACAAUACCUUUCGGACCCUUUGAGCUGUUCUGAGGGCAGGCAUCGCCUUGGGGCCAGGCCCUUCCAGAGGGCUGUCCCCGUCCCUUGCUGCUAGGACCCUCCCAGGUGAUCAUGCGACGCGAUCCCCUGGUCCAGUGUACAGCCAGAGGGGAUGACCUGCAGUGGGCCACUUGGGCCCACAGGCUCCUAGUGUGCGACACCUUCUCCCAGAGCUGCUGCCUGAGAAGCCAGCACCGCAGCGGUGGGUUCUGCAUGCCCUGGAGCCCAGCAGCAGCAACAACAAGCAACUCUUGGACCGGGGGCCACCUGCGCUGGUGGGCACGGCUCACUGGAUCCCCGACUGACCACCUUAGGGUGCCUUCUGUAGAGGCCAUCUGCUCUCCCCCU
This is a messenger RNA of Ochotona princeps (American pika), 2613 nucleotides long. RefSeq names its product solute carrier family 13 member 3 (gene SLC13A3). Lineage: Eukaryota; Metazoa; Chordata; Mammalia; Lagomorpha; Ochotonidae. Gene Ontology annotation, cellular component: nucleus; EKC/KEOPS complex; membrane. Gene Ontology annotation, molecular function: ATP binding; succinate transmembrane transporter activity; citrate transmembrane transporter activity. The coding region runs from base 582 to 2249 and encodes 555 amino acids. The transcript has 13 exons. The record is from RefSeq and is a predicted model, not a curated record. Gene Ontology annotation, biological process: monoatomic anion transmembrane transport; citrate transport; protein phosphorylation.